Molecule: messenger RNA, 4134 nt
Organism: Phyllostomus discolor (pale spear-nosed bat)
Lineage: Eukaryota; Metazoa; Chordata; Mammalia; Chiroptera; Phyllostomidae
Gene: FAM184A
Product: family with sequence similarity 184 member A
Exons: 20
Coding region: 135-3860 (1241 amino acids)
Source: RefSeq, a predicted model, not a curated record
GCAGCUGCGGCUGGAGAGCGCCGGCUGUGGGGUCCAGAGGCGGCCGCUCCGGCUGCAGCCUACCAGACGGCGCGGCUCCGCGGGCCGCCGCCCGGGCGCGGGGACAGGUGUCCCGGCCGGGGUCUAUCGGGAAGAUGGCGACCCCGGGCAUGAGCUGGCAGCAGCACUAUUACGGCGGCUCGGCGGCCGGGACGGCCAAAUUCGUGCCCUCGCCGGCCGCCGCGCAGCAGGCGGGGCACAGCAUGGACUACAGCCAGGACCUGCACCUGAAAAUGAGCAAGAAAAUCGCCCAGCUGACCAAGGUCAUAUAUGCUUUGAACACUAAAAACGAUGAGCAUGAAUCUGCAAUUCAAGCCCUCAAAGAUGCUCACGAAGAAGAAAUCCAACAAAUUCUUGCAGACACAAGGGAAAAAAUAUUACAAUAUAAAAGCAGAGUAACAGAGGAGUUAGACCUUAAGAGAAAGAUUCAGGUUUUAGAAGCCUCGUUAGAAGACCACAAGAAAAUGAAGCAGCAGGCUUUGACAGAGUUUGAAGCCUACAAGCACAGAGUCGAGGACAUGCAACUCUGUGCCGAAGCGCAGCAUGUCCAACGCAUAGUGACCAUGUCAAGAGAGGUGGAAGAGAUUAGAAGGAAGUUUGAGGAAAAAUUACGGAGUUUUGGACAACUGCAAGUACAGUUUGAAAAAGACAAAAGGCUGGCGCUGGAAGAUUUGAGGACGGCUCACAAACGGGAGGUCCAGGAGCUGUUGAAGUCCCAGCAGGAUCAGAGCGCCUGUGUGCACAAGGGGCAGAAAACAGAGGAACUGCACAGAGUGGAGGUGGAGGCCUUAAACAAAACCCUCGAGGAGCUAAGACUUGAGCGAAAAAAGCUAAUUGAGGAUUAUGAGGGCAAGUUGAAUAAAGCUCAGUCCUUUUAUGAACGUGAGCUGGAUACUUUGAAGAGAUCACAGCUUUUUACAGCGGAAAGCCUACAGGCUAGCAAAGAAAAGGAAGCUGAUCUUAGAAAGGAAUUUCAGGCACAAGAAGCAAUUUUACGAAAAACCAUAGGGAAAUUGAAGACAGAGUUACAGAUGGUUCAGGAUGAAGCUGGAAGUCUCCGUGACAAAUGCCAAAAGCUUCAGGUAGCCCUCGUUACGGCAGAGAGCAAUGUUCAGGGUCUUCAAAAACAGCUUGAUGAUGCCAAGGAGGGAGAGAUGGCCUUACUAAGCAAGCACAAGGAGGUGGAAAGCGAGCUAGCGGCAGCCAGAGAGCGUUUGCUGCAGCAGGCCUCGGACCUUGUCCUCAAAGCCAGUCAUAUUGGAAUGCUUCAAGCAACUCAAAUGACCCAGGAAGUUACAAUUAAAGAUCUAGAAUCAGAAAAAUCAAGGGCCAAUGAGAGAUUGUCUCAGCUUGAAGAAGAAAGAGCUUUUUUGCAAAGCAAAACUCAGAGUCUGGAUGAAGAGCAGAAACAGCAGAUUCUGGAACUGGAGAAGAUAUCUGCAAUACCAAGUGGGAGUUCUGGACACUCUUUCUCCUUCCCUCAGCAACCAAGCAUACUGAAAAGUGUCUGUUCUCCUUGCCCCUUGCUCACCUCCCAUUCAGUCCUUGCUCGGGUGCAGUCUGGUUUCUCUUACCGCCACUCCACAGACUCGGCGUUUGCCUCAGCCUCCAGUGACAUCCUGGUUACUGGAUUUGGCGGAUCUUGUGUUACUGUGAAAGUAAAUGAAGCAAAGAAAGCUCAGCAAGAAUAUUAUGAGUUGGAGCUAAAAAACCUGCAAAAUAGAUUGGAAGGGGAGGUGGCUCAAUUAAAUGAGGCCCAUUCUAAAACUUUGGAAGAAUUGGCUUGGAAGCACCACAUGGCAAUUGAGGCUGUCCACAGCAAUGCAGUUAGGGAUAAGAAAAAACUGCAAAUGGAAUUGGAGGAACAAUAUAAAAAGGAGAAACUAAACCUGGAAGAGGAUAAAAGUCAGCUUCAACAAGAGCUAGAAAACCUGAAGAGAGAACUGGAAGACAAGCUGAAUACAGCCAAUCAAGAGAUCGGCCGCCUCCAAGAUCUGGUGAGGAAAAGCGAACAAGGUCUGGGCUCCGCCGAAGGACUCAUUGCCAGUCUCCAGGACUCCCAGGAAAGACUUCAAAGUGAGCUUGACUCGACUAAAGGCAGGCUGAAGGAGACCAAGGAGGCUCUGUUAAAUGUCGAGAGUGAGCUAGAACAAGAAAGGCAACAACAUGAAGAGGCACUUGCCGCCGUGAAAGGAGAGGAGAAGCUCAGAGUGGACAGAAUGGCCCAUGACUUAGAAAUAAAAUGGACUGAAAAUCUCAGACAAGAGUGCUCUAAACUUCGUGAAGAGCUAAGACUUCAACACGAAGAGGAUAAAAAGUCAGCAAUGUCUCAACUUCUGCAGUUAAAAGAGCGUGAGAAAAAUGCAGCCAGGGACUCAUGGCAGAAGAAAGUAGAAGAUCUGUUAAACCAGCGGCACUCUCUGGGUGAAGCUUUGCAUAAAUCUAUCAACAAUAUCUCCUUGCUGAAACAGAAUCUGGAGAUGCAGCUUUCCCAGUCUCAGACUUCUUUGCAGCAACUGCAAGCCCAGUUUACACAAGAACGACAACGACUCACACAAGAGCUUGAAGAGUUGGAGGAACAACAUCAGCAGAGACAUAAAUCUUUAAAAGAAGCACAUGUCCUUGCAUUUCAAUCGAUGGAAGAAGAGAAGGAAAAGGAACAAAGAGCUCUCGAAAAUCAUUUACAACAGAAACAUUCUGCAGAGCUUCAGUCACUAAAAGAUGCACACAGAGAGUCCAUGGAGGGCUUCCGGGUAGAAAUGGAACAGGAGCUUCAGACUCUGCGGUUUGAAUUAGAAGACGAAGGAAAGGCUAUGCUCGCUUCUUUACGCUCAGAACUAAACCAUCAGCAUGCAGCUGCAAUUGAUUUGUUACGGCAUAAUCACCAUCAAGAGUUGGCAGCUGCUAAAAUGGAAUUAGAGAGAAGCAUGGACAUCAGUAGAAGACAGAGUAAGGAGCACAUGUGCAGAAUAACAGAUCUACAAGAGGAAUUAAGGCACAGAGAGCGUCACAUCACUGACCUGGAUAAGGAGAUACAGCACCUUCACGAAAAUAUUAGUGCUCUAACCAAAGAAUUGGAAUUUAAAGGGCAGGAAAUUCUCAGGGUACGAAGUGAAUCUAACCAACAGAUGAGGUUGCAUGAACAAGAUUUAAACAAGAGACUUGAAAAAGAGCUGGAUGUCAUGACAGCAGACCAUCUCAGAGAGAAAAAUAUCAUGCGGGCAGAUUUUAAUAAGACUAACGAACUACUCAAGGAAAUAAAUGCAGCUUUACAAGUGUCAUUAGAAGAAAUGGAAGAAAAAUAUCUAAUGAGAGAAUCAAAACCAGAAGAUGUACAGAUGAUUACAGAAUUAAAAGCCAUGCUUACAGAAAGAGACCAUGUCAUAAAGAAGCUAAUUGAUGAUAAUAAAUUUUAUCAGCUGGAAUUAGUCAAUCGAGAAACUAACUUCAACAAAAUGUUUAAUUCAAGUCCUACUGUUGGUGUUAUUAAUCCAUUGACUAAGGGACUAUCCUCACAUGUACUAUUUUUAAUGCAGCAAAAGAAGAAGAAUGACAAAUCACCAACAAACAGGUUUGUGAGUGUUCCCAAUCUAAGUGCUCUGGAAUCUGGUGGAGUGGGCAAUGGACAUCCUAACCGCCUGGAUCCCAUUCCUAAUUCUCCAGCCCACGACAUUGAGUUCAACAGCAGCAAGCCACUUCCACAGCCAGUGCCAUCCAAAGAGCCCAAGACAUUUUUGAGUCCUCCUCAGAGUGAAGCUUCCCCGGCGGCUUCUCCAGAUCCCCAGCGCCAGGAGUGGUUUGCCCGGUACUUCACGUUCUGAAAGAACUGUGUUGGCACAGCUCUGUGUGGACUGUUACUAAGAGCAUGACCUUACAGAUCAUUAUGUGAACAGGCUUUCCUAUGUCAAACACUGUGAAUGAGAAAGUAUUUGUCUCUAAUUUGAAAAUGCACUGUAUUUCCUGUGGUAUUUAUUGGAAUCAUUCUUAUAAGGUACUAUGUUAUGUGUGUAAUUACAAUAGUUAUUUUUUUUGAAAUGAAAGAGCCUUUAACCUUUGUAAUUACUACAUAAUAAAUUUUGCUAGAACAAACAGUAA